Messenger RNA from Hydatigera taeniaeformis, 3906 nucleotides. NCBI's taxonomy places the organism in Eukaryota, Metazoa, Platyhelminthes, Cestoda, Cyclophyllidea, Taeniidae. The record is from the annotation of a GenBank genome assembly.
AUGCGCUCAGAUGUUAACAUUAUCUUCCUAUUCAGUGUGUUCAACCUGCGUUCGGAAGUGAUGGUGAAGCGUCGUGGCGGUCUAAUGCUGAGUUGGACAGGUGCGCGGGUGGAGGUGCCCAAUGGGGCGGUGGGAGGCGCAAAGUCACACCUCAUCUUGGCACCUCUGCCCGCAGCAGUGCGUGCUUACGCCUGUCCGUGGCUCGGGCCCAAUCUAAGGCUGGGCAGUGACGUUCACCUCCUGUGGUGCUCCGCCAAGCUGCGCAAAUUCGUUCAGUGCUUCAUUCCCUUCUCCUGCGCCACUGCCAUUGAGCUCACUACGGUCGAGGCCACCCGUAAGGCCGAAGAGGGGUAUGCUGAAAAAGUUAAAGCAGCGCGAAACGCAGCCAAGGUUGCGGCGAAAAACGCUUCUGAAGGUACCAUCACUGAGACCUUGGGCGAUGGACAUCAUCAGGAGUCGCCUACUCCAACUUCAGAGCGGAAGAGAGACAAGAAGAAAGCUGGACGUCACGAGAGAGUCAAAACUGUUGACUACGUUGCAGUUGGCGUACCCAUCCUUGACACUCGAUCUGUCUUCGUUCUUCAGUCCAAAGUUGGCGAUAAUUUCUGGACCUUAAAAAGGGAAGUCGAGAUAGUACAGCCUACAGUUCACUACAUCGAAUGGCCAUCACGAUUGCGCGAGGCCGCCUACAAGGCAAGUCGCUUUAGCGAGCAUAACGCAGAAGGCGACAGAUCCUCCUCGCCAACCGGAACUGGGAGCGUGGCAGGAGUAGAUAACCGUGCAGGAUUGUCAACGCCAGUGGGUAAGUCAAGCGGCCGCGGAGAGCGUCGUGGAGGGGGCGUUGGAGGUGGAGGCAUUCUGCGGCCAGCCUACACCUCCGACGCAGAGGUACUAAUGCGCUCCGCUCGCGACAACGUCACGAGCCUGGAGGUGGCCAAACGUGCAGCCGUAUUCACUGGAGGAGUGACAUUCCGAACAGACGAGUUGUGUGACUUUAUCGCUGUCGUCAUUGGCACACCCUCCGAGACGGUGGCCUUCGAUUCGGAUGGGGGGCUGCUGCGCUCUCCCAUUCUCCACCCGCUUUUCAGUGUGCGAAUCCCCAAAUUCGCAUUCAAAAAGCCUCUCACCUCCACAUUUAAGGCUAUACAAGUGCGCAAGGACCUGAUGGAAGCCAUUCACCAUUUCGACUUGCAACUCACCGAGAUCAACGAGUGUUCCAAUAUUUAUGAGCUCGACUUGGGCACAGAGGCUUUUGAGAGGCCAGUGACGGUAACCUUACCACUACCCCUAUGGUACACCCAAAUGGUGGAGCAAAUGCGGCAGCACCCUACAUCCAAUCCCUCCGGCGCGGAAGUCAAUGAUGGGGACGGUGGGGGUGGAGGAGCUGGCGAAAUGAUGUUGGAUGUAGAGGAGAACAAGCGAGACAGCAAAGUUUAUCGGUUAACAGGAGCUGCAGAGGGUUCCAGAGGAGGGAAGAAGGGGGACAAAAAUAUUGACCAAGACAACACUAAUAAUGAAAUUCCUAUUGAGGAGAGACCAAAGAACCUCAUUCUCGUCUAUCAGGUGAGCUAUUUUACUGGGAUAUUUUCGUCACAUCGUCUAUUGGUAUGGCUUACGCAGCGACCAACGCUGAAGCGUCAACUAGUGUGGCGAGCGUCCACAGGCGAUGCGAACAGUGACAACGCUGUGAAUCGAAAGCGUCAGACAAAGUCAGGCAACUACCGUGACACGACCACCUCAGCAGUGCUUCGCGGAGACAGUCUGAACGCCAAAAAUGGAUGGAUGCACCUCCUUUUAGGUCUCAAAGGUGCGCCCUGGAAAGACGUCCCCAUCAAUGGACCCUUUACUCCGCGCUGUCUGCAGAUCAACACCUACCAGCUCGGUCGCUUUGCUAUGGUAUACUCGAACGAUCCUCAGCGGACGCCGUCGUCGAAAGUGGCGCACCUGAUGGCGCGUCUGGAGGCCUUGAGCGUGGCGCCGCCGGGCGUGCUGCUGCUGUGUCUACACGCAGACCCUUCGAGGGUCUGUCUGUGGGUGGACUGCGUGCCAUCCACUAAACUUAUUGCCACCAUUGAGAAUCGACUCAACGCCGGUUUUGUACCCCUUGUCCAGGCAGGUCCCGUUCUCAACCCCCUUCCACUUGGUUAUGGCAAUUCUACAGAGCACGCUUUCCACGGCUUCAUGCUUCUCUCCUGCCACAUUUACGGUUGGUAUUCAUCGACGGCUAGCCCUUCGAGGCGGUGUGCGGCGAUUGCAAACUGCGCCUAUCAGAGUCUGCAAUACUUACAAUCUGUUUCCGACAGCCCUCCAGACAAAUCUCCUGUGCGUUUUGUUUGUUUGAUGCCUCUUCUUAAUUGUAGCUUCCAUAGGAAAUCGAUUACGUUUAUUCCCAUCUUUGGUACGUCGAAGUACCGACUGAGUGGCUUUGAUCUGCUCCGCGUCCUCCUCUACAAUGGCCUCUGUAUUCGCUUGGUGAUAAAAGGUCAGCUUCUACUUCGAACUCGUGGCCUAUUUGACUGUUUGUUAACUCUCUUGGAGGCUAAACGGAGCCUCCUUCAGCAACAGCAAGCGGCCACUGAGCCCUCGGAUGCCGCGGAAAGUUCUACUACCAUCACUGCUUCACAAACGAUUGCAGAGGAAGCAGCUUUGCUGUCCGGGAGUCGAGGAAACGCUACCUCCUUGCCGGGGGCUGAUGUGGUACCACCAGAGCAAUUCAUCACUACUACAGAAACAAGAUUCUCUUUUCAUGAGCUCCUCAAUGAUGGUGCCACAAUCAUCGACUUAGAACCUCUCAGAGAAAGCUUUGCUCGUAUGGCUCUCCAACGCGCUCGCAAGGAAAACUUAAUCCAAAAUCUCCUGAAUCGUCGAUUGGAAGAGCUAGAAGAAGCCAAAAGUUCAGAGACGCGGGCAGAAGGGGGAGAAGAGCAGGAUAAAGCAGAGGAGAAGGAAGUGGAACAUCAAGGUCAUAAUAUCUACAACGCGUCUGAUGCCGUGGAUGACUCUUCUACGAUCCUUCCAUCUCUGCGGUUUGAUGAUUUCCAGUCUGAGGACGAAAGCGAUAAGGAAGAGGAGGAAAUAGUGGAGACGGCCUCAGCAUUUUCACGGGAGUCACACAACGUUGAGCAGUCGAAGAGGCUGGAUACGAAGGGAGAGCUAAAUGAGGAAGAUGAAGUGGAACUGGAAGAGGAUGAAUGGAUUCCAGCCGGUGUGGAUGGAGAUGACGAAAAAACCACUAUGGAUACUUUAAAAAAUCUCGUUGAUGCUUUCUCAAACAAAAAUGCAUCCCUUCUAGGAUUCCACGUCACUAAGGAUCUGUGUCGUCGUCUGACAACCAUUUACGAUAAGGGACUGUCAGGUGAUGCACGUGGAAGUCAUUUUUUUAUAUUUGGUACAGAGGCGAUUGAAUUAAUUGACCGAGUGUACGAGAUGUACGCGGUGGGACGGGUGGAGAUUUACCUUGUGCAGCCCACGGAUAUGGCUCAGGUGAGAGAACGAUUGGCAGAGGACGAAGAGCAGAAGGAGGAGGCGGAGGCAAAAAUCAAGGAAACCAAUGUCUCCAAUCCCCUGGCAAGGAUUACCCCGCUUGAAGAUGACGAUAUUGAGAGUGCUGCUGCCAACGAGGGAGCCAUUCUAGCGCAGGGCGUGGAUGAGACAGCAGCGAACAACAAAAGCGACGUAAAAGUCAGUGGACGAAAUCAGAGCAACAUGAAGUGGAAUAAAAAGGGAGAUCCUUUGAAUCCCGAUGGCAGCAUGCAGCAACCUCUCGCGUCCUAUGAUGUGAGUUCAUACUUUCUGCUACUGUCUCGAAAAACACUUUUAGGUAGUCUAUCCAUGAAGUUUUUACCUUCUAAAGAGAAAGACAAAAAAAACUGUAGCACGACAUCCAAACAGAACCUGAAACACUAG